Nematostella vectensis (starlet sea anemone) is the source of this 2952-nucleotide messenger RNA. RefSeq names its product medium-chain acyl-CoA ligase ACSF2, mitochondrial-like. NCBI's taxonomy places the organism in Eukaryota, Metazoa, Cnidaria, Anthozoa, Actiniaria, Edwardsiidae. The transcript has 3 exons. The record is from RefSeq and is a predicted model, not a curated record. Bases 119 to 1813 code for a protein of 564 amino acids.
CCCGAGCAGUCGCCAUUAGUUUCUAUCGGUAGUGUUGCGUGACUGUCACUUAGAACGGCUGCGCGGGAGACGUUGGCAUUCUAAGCUUCUUAUUUUAGCUUUCACCAUUUUUUAGGUCAUGCUGUCAAAGAAAAUGAGCUAUCUGCACCACCCCCACACCACCCCCAUGGAACACAAGACCCUUUUUCAGCUCCUUGACCGCCACACCGCCGAAUGUCCAAAUAAGGAAGCACUGGUUUACCGAGAUGAAAAAGGCAACCGGAAGUCACUUACCUUCAAAGAGUACAAAGAUCAGUCCCAGGCUAUCGCAGCCAGACUCUUGGAGCUAGGCGUGGGUCGAGGGGACAUGGUGCUAGUCAUGCUGCCCAGUGAGUUCGAAUUUGCGAUUGUCGAGAUCGCUCUAGGGCGAAUUGGCGCAAUUUUUGUAGCAGUAGAAUUCGAUGCCCCUGAAGCUGUAACAAUAUUACAAGAUCAAAUUCACUGCAUAUUUUACUCCCAUGAGAGCAAGGAAAUGCAAGAAGUCGUAAGCGCUAUUGUGGAUCGAGAUCACUUCAAGGCCGCGGUCUAUGUCGGUCCCCACACUACCCCCCCAAACAAACCAAAAGUCUACAGCUAUAGCGAUCUCCUGGAAGCAAGCGAACCGUACGAUCUCGCUGCCUUGUCCCAAGUAGAGGCAGAAGUUCAGUUUGAUGACCCGUUUUUGAUCAUUCACACUUCCGGAAGCACAGGGAAACCAAAGCCUGCACUCUACACCCAUCAGGGAUUCGUCAAUGGAGUGAAAAUAAUAAGCCUCGUCUUCAAGGCGACACGGGAAUCCAUCGUGUUUAGCGAUGCUCCGCUGGACUGGAUCUCGGGCGUCGGGUUUAUGCUUGGUUUGGUUCCGUUCUGCGGUGCAACACUUGUCAUGUUCCCGCCAAAUCUUGCCGUACACGGCCACGUGACUGGUUAUAUUCUUCACAUAGUCGAAGAGGAAAAAUGCACCCAUUCUUUUUUCUUGUCCUAUUUUUUUGUCGACAUGACGCUGUAUUCAGAAAUAUCAAACGUGGACUUGAGCAGGCUGCGGUUCUGCCUUACUGGAGGACAGCUAAUGGACAAGAAUCUGAUGAAGAAAGUCUUCGAUAUUGUGCCCGACCUUUGUAUCUUAUUUAGUUAUGGCGCUACAGAGGCGUUUCUUGUCGCGAGGCAGCCGCUUACAAAGGAUAAUAUUGACUCCGUCAACUAUGCUGCUUUGGAAUUAAACCCUGGGCUGGAGAUUAAGGUGGUGGACAGUAAUGAGAACGUCGUGCCUGUUGGAACACCAGGCGAGCUGUAUGUGAGAGGGCUUUCACUGAUGCACUCCGCGAACGCUCUGAAAAUCGAAGGAGCGGACUACAGGGACUGCUUCACGGACACAAAGUGGUACCGGACAAACGACCGCUGCCUUCUCAUGCCAGACGGCAAACUAAAGAUUCUUGGGAGAAUCGAUAACCUCAUCAAAUGCGCCACAGAAUCCAUUCAACCCUCCGAAGUUGAAACCGUCCUCUCCAAGCAUCCCAAAGUUAUCAGCGCCAUCGCUGUUGGUGUACCAGACCAGCGGCUGUAUGAGACCGUCUGCGCAUGUGUAAAGCUCAGACUUGAUAAAGGCGAGACCGAGGAGUCAGUAGUUGCUGAAAUCGACGCCUGGUGCGCGGAUAAGUUUAUCGUUAGCACUAACGGUCUAUCGUCACAACCUGUCCACUACGUUGUGAUGGAUCAGUUCCCUACUACAAGAACGGGUAAAACGGAUAGAAAAACCUUGAGAAAAAUGGCUAUAGAAAAACUUGGUAUCGCAUGAGCAUGGACGCAAUUAGAGAGUGUCUAAUAAUUUCGGUGAGAACCUUUCAAGCGUGUAUCGUUAACCUGCCGAGCUUGUAUCGGGAACCUUAGUAGCGUUUAUCGUGAACACUCUAAGCGUGUAUCGUGAACCUUCUAAGCGUGUAUCGUGAACCUUCUAGGCGUGUAUUGUGAACCUUAGCGUGUUUCGUGAACCCUCCAAGCGUGUAUCGUGAACCUUCCAGGCGUGUAUCGUGAACCUUCUAAGCGUGUAUCGUGAACCUUCCAGGCGUGGAUCGUGACCCUUCCAAGCGUAAAUCGUGAACUUUCCAAGCGUGUAUCGGGACCCUCCAAGCGUGUAUCGUGACCCUUCCAGGCGUGUAUCGUGACCCUUUCAGGCGUGUAUCGUGAACCUUGCAAGCGUGUAUCGUGAACCUUGCAAGCGUGUAUCGUGAUCCAAAAUAUUCUCGCCGUAAUCUCCCUAAUCCCGAUAACGAUAAUACGUCUUAUAUUACUCCCCAAGCCGCUCCUAAUACUAACCCACCACUGGUUGCGACACCAGCGCCUCAGCGCCGACGCCGCCGUAGACGAAGACGACGUAAAAACAACUCCGUUGUUACUCUUGACCGCACAUCGGUAAUAAACAUCUCCAGCACUUCUCUAUCGCCCGACGAAACUUCUGUUCUUGCUCGCGGCCUUACCUUUUGCCCUACACCACGCAAAAUCGACUGGUCUCAAGUCAACGCUGAUAUAUAUGAUUUCAAUCGUAGGAUGCGACUAGCUGAAUAUUUCUUUAAUGAAGACAAACCCAAUGAUAAUGAUAUUCUCUCUUUUGACGGCUCAUUUAACCCUUUCCGUAACAAAAGCACUUGGACUCCCUCCUCAGGCAGGGAUAACUCACUCGACACCUUCCUUAAUUCUGUCAAACUACAGAUACAAAACUCUACACUUAACAAGACUCGCUCUAACAUCACACCUGGUGAACGUAACGCUUUAACACAACUCAACCAAAGACAAGACAUCAUAAUCAAACCCGCAGACAAAGGAUCCGGCACAGUCGUAAUGGACAAAGACUGGUAUAUUAAUGAAUGUAAUAGACAACUUAAUGACACUAAAUUCUACACACAAUUAGAUGCCGACAUUACUAAUGACAUACAAAAA